This is a messenger RNA of Darwinula stevensoni, 1752 nucleotides long. The record is from the annotation of a GenBank genome assembly. NCBI's taxonomy places the organism in Eukaryota, Metazoa, Arthropoda, Ostracoda, Podocopida, Darwinulidae.
AUGCGAUUCUUAUCAGUGGGCCUCCUUGAAACGGUGGAGACCAUUUUCGGUCCUGUUCAACUUCCAUCUCACUAUAAGGCUGUCAAUGCAUGCCUGACGCUGUACCUAGAGUCCUACGAGGUUAAGGGUCAGGAAGAGGAGUGCGACGCUAGAUACUAUGACUACGACAGCUUCGUCUGCGUUUGCACGGAGGAGAGGUGUGACAGCCCGGGAGAGAUCCUUCUCCCACAGGAACCCGAAGUCCUUCUCUCCGUUCUCACAACCAAGGAUGAACUUCGGUUCCACGUCGACACCGCACCGUUCCGUGAGCGAAUUCCCCUAUUUUUAUCGUGUGAAGCCGAUCGCAUGUCCAACGACACACUGCCUUUCAUCAAGGAAGCGAAGGAACUCAGCGAGGGGCUCUUGGUGAUAGCGAGUCCAUGGUCGGCUCCUGCGUGGAUGAAGACCAACGGGAACAUCAACGGCUCUAAUGGGGGGGCCAGUCUCAAGCCGGAAUAUUAUGGCUUGUGGGCACAGUAUUACCUCAAUUAUGAGGGGACAAUGACUCCUCAGCUCCUCCCCAACUCCUCCCUUAGCUCAUUUCUAAAUGCAGGAUGUCCAAUGGAAUGUGCCGGGUUUAAAAAGGAUUACUACUUCUUCAAUUGGAUUGAAAGUACCUUUGGCUUUCUUGGGUCUUGCAGAUUCGUGCAGGCAUACGAAGCAGAAGGAGUGCAGGUGUGGAGCCUGACGUCACAGAACGAGCCCAUCUUCGGAGGCUUCCCGGAUUUCCCUUUCAACUGCAUGGGGUGGACGCCGGAGCAGCAACAAGAGUUUGUCAGGGAUCACCUUGGUCCCACCCUGAGGGAGGCGGGAUACGGGAAUAUCUCCCUUUUUAUCUUCGAUGACCAGCGAUAUUACAUAGAGGAAUUUGUUACUGCUGUAAGUGGUUCCGAUCGUAAGGACAAGACGACGUUCAACGAUGACGUGAUGUCAGACGCGACGAUGCAGGAGUGGGUUUCGGGCGUGGCGAUGCACUGGUACAUGAACUUCAUGCCGCCGGAUAUCCAAGACACUCUCCACGAGAUGUUUCCGGAUCUCAUGCUACUGGGGACGGAGGCUUGCAACGGCGCGGAACCUUGGGAGCACCAGGUCUAUCUCGGAAGUUGGGUGAACGGCGAGAAGUACGCCCUUGACAUCAUUCAGAACCUAAACCAUUGGAUGGUAGGAUGGAUAGAUUGGAACUUGGCACUGGACCUGCAAGGUGGACCGAACUGGGCAGGGUUUUACGUGGAUUCACCGAUAGUCGUCAAUGCCACCGCCGGGGAAUAUUACAAAAAUCCGUCUUAUUAUGCCAUGGGACAUUUUUCCAAGUUCAUUCCCAGGGAUUCCCUUCGAGUCGGGAUCGAAGUGGAGGACGGGACAGGCAGCCUCCUCCUCGAUGGCACUGCUGUGCUCACCCCGCAGGGACACAUAGCCGUCGUUCUUCUCAAUAGGAACGAGACGGAGCUGGCGAUCCGAUUGGAGGAGGGCGGGCUCGUUUUCGAGACCAGUCUGCCUCCGAAGUCCAUGGCCACUCUCGUCUGGGUGGCUUCCGAAUAGGGAGAAGGCCUUUUCACAGGGUUUAUCCGUUUGAGGGAGAUGAAGUUAUGAAUGAAAUCCAUUUUGCGAAUAAUUGCUGUUCUCUCUUUUGCUGUCCAUUCGAACGAUUCCUGGACCUUCAUUACUUCAGUUGGAGACGGCCAGCUUGGCUCAUUUUGGGAAAAAAAAAUGGGC